ACUUCCAACCCACACCAACAAAAGAAGCGCACAUCAUACCUUGGCGGGAGAAACGGCUCUUCUGUGUGGAAUGGAGCCCAUUGACAACAGAACAAGCGCCGGCGGCGCGGCAGCCUCAGCGAAGGUAGGGAAGGAGGAAAAUAGCGUGAUGGUGUUCAGGCCUCCAAAAUCGGACUCGCCAGUCCUCACCUUGGUGGCAUUGGCUUUAUGGCUUGGACCAAUCCAGUUCAAUCUGUUCCUCGCCUUGGCGUCCGUCUUCUUUUUCGAGAAGCGCACCGCCGCCUUGGUGCUGGGCAUACAGCUCUUCUUCAUGUUCGUCAAUCUCAGUGACACCAACAGAUGGGGUCGCAAGAUCGGCAGGUUUAUAUGGAAGCACGCGGUCGGCUACUUCCCCAUCACUUUGCAUGUUGAGGACUACACAGCAUUCGAUCCCAGGAGAGCCUACGUGUUUGGUUACGAGCCACACUCUGUAGUGCCCUUGGGCAUGUGGGCUCUUUCAGACCGAGCCGGGCUUAUGCCUAUGCCUAAGAUGAAGAUCCUUGCAAGUAGCGCGGCAUUCUACGUGCCUUUCCAGAGGCAAAUAUGGACGUGGCUGGGGGUAGUUCCAAUAACGAGGGAGAAUUUCUGCUCUUAUCUCAGAGCUGGUUACAGUUGCACGUUGGUGCCAGGAGGCCUGCGUGAGAUGCUGUAUAUGGAUCAUGACAACGAGUCAGAGGUUGCCUUCAUCAAAUCUAGAAAGGGUUUCGUCAGGAUUGCCUUGCAGACAGGAACCCCUCUUGUCCCUGUUUUCUGCUUUGGACAGGACCAUGCUUACAAUUGGUGGAGACCCGGACACAAAUUAUUUAUCAAGAUUGCUGAGGCAAUGAAAGCACCCCCAGUUCUCCACUGGGGAAAGUUUGGGACACCAAUCCCUUUUCGAUCACCUAUUCAUGUCUUUGUUGGAAGACCAAUUGAGGUCAAACAAAAUGAUCAGCCUACUGUUGACGAGGAGGGUCGUCAGCUGAACCUGUACCAGGGAGGCAGUGGGCACUUCACCUUCACUUCACACCAUUGGCCCAAGCAGAGCAGCAACCCCGUCUUCUUCCAGCAGAACAAUGGUGCCCUGCCCACCACACCUAGCUCGUUCUUCCAGUGCGAGCACCGGUCGUUCUCUAUGGGGGACCAUCACAAGAAGCGGCCACGGUGCUCCGCGAACGCGGAGGGGAACGGCGGCAGAAAGUCGAGCGUCGUCGCACUAUCCGGCAGUCCGCUGGCCACCGUGGCAGCAUCGGCACCGGCGUCGCCCAGCCCCGUUGGCCGUUGCCAUCGCAAAGCCAGCCGCCACGGUGGCGGUGACCAGCCCUCCGGCCGUCAUUCCACCGGCGCCGGCGACUACCAGUCCAGUUGCCACAGUCAUGGUCAUGGAGACCAGUUCAGUAGCCCCGUCGCCGGCGGCACCAACGGUGGUGGACGUGGACGUGGACGUGGACCAGGAGGUGUCCAGUCCAGUCGUUGUCAUGUCGCCGGCCCCCAGUCCAGUGGCCAUUGUGAUGUCAGUCCGCGUGGUGAAGCCGAAAGACGAAGGCGCAGCUCACGGAGGGCAUCGCGCAGUCCGCCGCUGGCGACAGCGUCGUACUCCCUCCCCCACCGAAGAGCGAGCCGCAGCCAAAAGUCUACCAAUGGAUCUGCUGCGUUCGUGAGUGGGUCAGCGCGUCGCCUACCUGGUUGGGUGCGACAAUGCACCAGGAGACCGCCUACCUCCAGCACGGGAGGGCGCUACAUUUGACGGAGGAGCGCGUCGACGGCCGUCGGCAUAUAGCACUGGCAGGGACGAAGCUAGGAUAAAAAAUUGAUGGGGUCAUGUAGAUGGCACUGGGUUCAUCCUUCUAUAAAUGUUAAUGAUUAGUAUUAAAUUAGUGAAGGAUUUCCAAAUUUCAUUGAUGUCAACUGACCUCAGUGCCUAUAAGGCAGCUCC
This is a messenger RNA of Hordeum vulgare subsp. vulgare (domesticated barley), 1954 nucleotides long. RefSeq names its product diacylglycerol O-acyltransferase 2D-like. The coding region runs from base 71 to 1765 and encodes 564 amino acids. NCBI's taxonomy places the organism in Eukaryota, Viridiplantae, Streptophyta, Magnoliopsida, Poales, Poaceae. The transcript is spliced from 10 exons. Gene Ontology annotation, cellular component: endoplasmic reticulum membrane. Gene Ontology annotation, biological process: triglyceride biosynthetic process. The record is from RefSeq and is a predicted model, not a curated record. Gene Ontology annotation, molecular function: diacylglycerol O-acyltransferase activity.